UUCAUUUCGAUUGUUUACGUAAAAUCGGAUUCCUGCGGAGUUCUAAUAAUUUUUUGCUGAUUUUCAAGGGCUCGCGGCUCGUCACGAUGUCCUUUACAUUGAAUUCAAUCUCGGGCAACGCAAUCGCCACUAUGCACCCCAUAAUGGGAAGCAUUUCUAACGGGAGUGGAUACAUUGCACAACCAAUCAGUGCCGCUUCCACUAGUACCGCAUCGUUGUUGAACAAUAGUCAAAUGGAAUAUGCCCGCAAACAAAAUCAUACCCAAUGCGGUGCCGCUCCGAUGGACUUGGAGUCCGCCUCGGAACGAGAUUCGAUCAAAGAAGGAAGCUCUAGUGAAAAAAAGGAGAGUAUGCUUCAAAAAAGUGGUCAGCUGGGAGUGGAAAGUAGUGGACAGAUUUUAUUCAAUGGUUUGAUUCCGCAGCCACAAGGAUUUAUGAUGAUGGCACCGGGAAUGAUGAAUAUGAUGGACGGCUCAUCAUUAAUAGGAAUGCAGACAUUUCCCGUCAUGACUGCACAACAGAUAAAUACUGGUGUCGAUCUAGCUCAACAGACAUUGAACAUGGUGAGGUCGGAAGAUGGCAGUAAAGAGAUUAUUUAUUGCAAAUCGUGUACUUUGUAUCCGCCGAAUCCAAAUGUUCCGGUACCCAAAACGAUCGAUCGUCCGCCAGGCUGUAGAACAGUGUUUGUUGGUGGUCUUCCAAAUUCUAUCACCGAAGAAAUAAUUCGAGAAAUCUUUGAGCGUUGCGGUGAAAUUACCACACUACGAUUUUCAAAGAAGAACUUUUGUCACAUUCGCUUCGUGUAUGAAGCAUCAGUUGACUCAGCGAUCUAUUUGUCCGGCUACCGCGUAAAACUAAAUACGGGAGGAUUCAACUUCAGUUCCCCUGAACCGAAAGAUCCUGCCACCUUCGGACAGCUGCAUGUUGAUUUUGCACAUGCUCGAGAUGAUCAGUAUGAUUAUGAAUGUCGUCAACGAAAGCUGCAACGUGAAAGGCGUCACCGGGAACGAGUCGAAGACGACCGCCUCAGACCAUUGUCUCCUCAGCCGAUAAUCCAUUAUACUGAUCAUGAGGCAACUGCGGUUGCUGAAAAGUUGAAAACUGACGAAACCUUCGCCAAAGCCGUACAAACGCUGAUCACUUGGCUAGAGCGAGGCGAUUGCAAUAAAAAAAAUGCAAACAAUUUUUACACGAUGAUUCAGAGCACAAAUUCGCACGUACGCCGGUUGCUUAACGAAAAAGGAAUCACCGAUGAAGAAUUGUGCCGGGCAAGGGAGCAUUACCGGAAACAGAUGCAGAGUAUGCUGACUCAAUUCAAUCAGAUUGAAAAAGUGUUCAAUGCGGCCAGUCACAAGAAGGUUUGGGAUCAUUUUUCUAAAGCCCAAAGAAAGAACAUCGAUGCCUGGAAGAAGCAAUCGCUGGAAAUCAAGAGCGUUCAGUUGGACGAUAUCGGUGAUGAUGAGAUGGACCUAUCUGAAGACGAUGGGACCGUACCGAAGAAAUCUCGUUGGGAUGUCCGAAAGGAACGACGGGACAGUUCAUCAGACGCGGAAUUUCAGUCGGUGCGGUCUGAACUUGAAAUGAAAACGAUGCAAAUUCAAGUCCUGCAAGAGACAAUCCGAAAUCUUCAAACUCAACUAAUGGAAAACAAGUCCAAAGAGACGGAACGUCAGAACAAAGUUCAAGAGCUGGAAGACAAACUGAAGGAAGCAAACGUUAAACAGCUUCUUUUAAAAACCAAAAUCGCUACCACACAAUCAAAAUUGUCUCUCUGUGCAACGAAUACUUCUACUUCUUCCAAGGGUGGUUCUGAGCUAGACGAAAGCGAACUAUCCGAAUCAGAACACAAACCCGCAGCGGCUACUCCGACGCCCAUUGUCAUCACGACACCUGCGCCGGAACCGCCAAAAACACCUCCACCCGCAGUGAUAGAUCCACAGGAGGCCAAAGUCAUCACUCUGGUGUCGGCUUUCCUGGUGGUGCAUCCUCAUGGAGCCAGCAUCGACUAUAUUUGGUCCUACGUUAGUCGGUACGUGCCGGAACUAAAGUCAAAGCAAGUGGAAGAAGUGCUACAACGGUAUGCAGAUCUCUUCCGAGAGGAGAUGAGUGGUGUUGGUGCUAAAAUCGUAAGAAAUUGGAAGUUCUGUGGAUUCCAGUGCAAAGAUGAAGAAGACGUAGAAAAACCCUAGAUGUAAUCAAAAUAUGUAUAUCACAACUUUACUAGUAUUUAUUGAUCUUUCAUAAUUAACUUAA
This is a messenger RNA of Ochlerotatus camptorhynchus, 2253 nucleotides long. Its product is annotated as ecto-NOX disulfide-thiol exchanger 2. Gene Ontology annotation, molecular function: oxidoreductase activity; RNA binding. Gene Ontology annotation, cellular component: plasma membrane; external side of plasma membrane. The coding region runs from base 87 to 2189 and encodes 700 amino acids. Gene Ontology annotation, biological process: ultradian rhythm. Lineage: Eukaryota; Metazoa; Arthropoda; Insecta; Diptera; Culicidae. The transcript is spliced from 5 exons. The record is from RefSeq and is a predicted model, not a curated record.